GUCGCCAAAGUCCUUGCCGAGGCGCAGCUCGGUGUGCAUGGCCGGCUUGCGGGAGAGGACGCUGAGGGAUGGGGCAGUGAGCGCUAGCUUGGUGAUGAUGGUCUGUGUGCCGAGGAAGGGGCUGAUGUGCCGCUGAAGCAUGACUCGGGCAGUGUGGGCAACGACUGACACACCUGACACACACGCAGGACAGGGCAACCACGGCAUGUGAUUGAUACGUUUCCUUGCCAGCACCUCAAGUGAGUGAAGGUCUGUGGUGUGGUGUCUGUACCGGCGUCGCAUGGGUGUUGGCUUCUCGGCUGCUCAUCUCGUUGGUCCCUUCCGUCGUUUGAUGCGACGAGGUGAAGCUCGAAGGCCUUGUCGCCGGCACCGUCCGCACAUCCGGCAGUGACACUGAUCGGGAGAGCGGUCUGUCAAGAUACCAGUGGGAGAAUCUAUCCAUCACUAUCAUCGCCGCACACUGCGAGCAAGCACAGACACACACAGACGAUACGAUCACAUGGGUGCGGUGCCCACGUGUGUGUGUGUAUCAGGGUCGGCCGGUGUGUGGUCCCACCUGCUUUAUGUAUUGGGCAUGAGAUGCAUGACCCUCAUUGUGUGCGGACGCAUCGCCUUAAUGGCUGCAUCAUACACAUGACAGAAGACGACUGUGUGUGGCCAUCCAGCAGUCGUCAUGUCGCUCACCUCUGUCGGUCCUCAGCGAUGGCGAUGGGCUCUCAGCCAGACUAAAGUACCGCCAAGAAGAGACACCUGCGGGCAGGAAGGCACAUGGGCAGCGGCAGACACACAUAUGGAGCACGGUGCAUAAACCACACAAUGUCAUGCCGCAUCCACCAGUCAGCAUGCACCCCAUGCACCGGCCUGUCUG
Molecule: messenger RNA, 868 nt
Organism: Vitrella brassicaformis
Lineage: Eukaryota; Vitrellaceae
Source: the annotation of a GenBank genome assembly